This is a messenger RNA of Parnassius apollo (apollo), 1083 nucleotides long. Lineage: Eukaryota; Metazoa; Arthropoda; Insecta; Lepidoptera; Papilionidae. The record is from the annotation of a GenBank genome assembly.
AUGGCUCCAUACACUUCUAAUCAAACAGUUGUUGACAAGGUUCUGCCAGAAAUGCUGCAUUUAAUAGAUGCACAUUGGUACCAGUUCCCGCCUAUGGAUCCUCUAUGGUAUAGCUUAUUGGGCUGCACUAUUGCAGUUUUGUGUUUAAUUUCCGUUACGGGGAAUGCAAUGGUUAUUUAUAUCUUUACUACUACAAAGCACCUGAAGACUCCCUCAAAUUUACUUGUGGUAAACUUAGCUGUUUCAGACUUUCUGAUGAUGGCCUGUAUGGCUCCACCUCUAAUGAUAAAUUCCUAUAAUCAAACAUGGGUCUUCGGUCCCUUGUUUUGUGCAAUUUAUGCUUGCGGUGGUUCAUUGUAUGGAACUGUUUCAAUCUGGACAAUGACUGCAAUCGCUUUCGAUCGGUACAAUGUAAUCGUCAAAGGUAUUGCUGCUAAACCUAUGACUGUCAAUGGUGCUUUAUUACGUAUUCUUGCAGUCUGGCUUUCGUCCCUUGCAUGGACUGUGGCACCUAUUCUUGGAUGGAACAGGUAUGUUCCGGAAGGCAACAUGACUGCAUGCGGGACCGAUUACCUUAGCAAGGAUUUGUUAAGCCGAAGUUACAUUGUCGCUUACGCGAUUUUCUGUUACUUUUUACCCCUGGCUCUUAUCAUCUACUCCUACUACUUCAUUAUUCAAGCUGUAGCUGCACAUGAAAGAGCCAUGAGGGAGCAGGCAAAGAAAAUGAAUGUGGCAUCUCUAAGGUCAUCUGACGCAGCGAAUACCAGUACAGAAUGCAAAUUGGCUAAAGUUGCUUUGAUGACCAUUUCAUUGUGGUUUAUGGCGUGGACUCCAUACUUGGUAAUCAAUUUUGCGGGAAUAUUCGAAACCGCUCCCAUAAGCCCACUAGGAACCAUUUGGGGCUCUGUUUUCGCCAAAGCCAACGCGGUUUAUAAUCCAAUAGUAUAUGGCAUUAGUCACCCCAAGUACAGAGCAGCAUUGUAUCAAAGAUUCCCUGCGUUAGCUUGCCGGCCUUCGCCUGAAGAAAACGGUUCCGUAGCUUCUGCUAACACUGCAGUUUGCGAAGAGAAACCUGCAGCGUGA